AUGCUAGAUAAACAUGUUGCUCGUUGUCACAAGAUUGCUCAAGCCUCUCUUAAGGUUAGAUUAAGUAAAAUAAACAUCUACGCUUAGUCAGGAAUAGGCUAUACAUAGCAUAGACGCACUGCACACUGCACACCCAUACACACACUGCCCCCCAUACACACAUUGCUCCCCAUACACACUGCACACCCAUACACACACUGCCCGACAAACACUGCCCCCCAUACACACACUGCACACACAGACAAAUACAGUGCCCUACACACACUGCUGCCCCCCCAUACACACAUUGCCCCACACACACGACCCCCCAUACACAGAGUGCCCACACAUACAUACAGUGCCCCCCCAUACAUACAGUGCUCCCCAUACACACACUGCCCCAAAAACACAUUCAGUGCUCCCAUACACACACUGCCACCCUCACACACACACACACACUGCAACCCUGACAUACACUGCCGCACUCACACUUCACCGCUCACACACUUCACCCCUAACACACACCACUGCUCCUAUGCCCUAUAUGCCAGCAGACCCCAGGUAAGUUGUCAAACUGUUCUUAAAUGGUAUGACUACUUACACUGGGGUGGGAUCCUGGCACUACUGGCACCAUAACUACUACACUGAGCUGUAGUGGAAGCAAACUAGCAAACAUCAGCACAGAGCAUAACAUUAAUUAAGCCUUUUCCGGCAACAUGCGAAGUACAGGAGCAGAUAUUGUCGGCUGACAUCAACCCACACCACUUGCGGGCCAUAGCAGAGAGUCCGUCUCCGUGCCAGGUGUCUUGUCCCCUCUGCUCCACACAGGGAAUGUCGGGCAGUGCUGUAUGUGCGGCAGGCGGGUGGUCAGUAGCUCUGAGUGCAGCAGCUCCGGGCCGUGGAUGGCGUCAGUGCCCGUAGUCCAUGAAUGCUCCUGCUUUGAGAGGCUGGAUCGUGGGCCCGCAGGUUUUUUGAGAGUGCAGGCUUCCCCGCGGGUAUAUGGACUGCGGCUUGGAGAGAACUCCAUUCGGGCGCCCAGCCCAGAAGAGGAACAGGCAGCUGGAACUGCUUCCGGGGAGGAGAAGAAGUUAGGGUUAUCGCUUGGCAAGACGGUCCCAAAAGGCCUGACAGAUUGCCUCAAAUCUUUUAUUGAAGGCUUCUCUCCAAUCUUGGCCUGUCAGACUCUGUUGGUUAUGCUGCAGUUUCAAUGCGGCAGCCAUCUUGGGUGAGCCGUGUGGCUUGCAGGGUUCCCCCAUCCAAUAUUCUCGGAACAGGCUUAGCGGACCAAGUGGGGACCAGGAUAACCCCCACCGGUCCAGGGGGGGAGGGGGGGGAACUAGACCAGCAACAGGUUAUGUCGAGGAGCCAGUGUAUAGCAGGUGAGCAAUAGAAAAGGGCAGCAGUCGUCUGCCCCACUCCCAGCCCGAGUUGGCCGCAAUUCAGGAGGCCUUGAAUUGCCCUCAAAGGAGCCAAAAUGCCCAUUCCCAAGUGCAGGAACAACACCAGCCUCAGAUUUCUGACACAUGAGGGGUGAAAACUGCCCUGUUAUUAGUGAUAAAAGACUGCUGCCCUCAGUAGCUGAUCUAACAUGCGACCAGUCAUCAUGGCGGUCCAUCCUCGCCCUCCCCCCUCCAAACAAAAAAAAGAGAAUUGAGCAGUAAAACUUCAGAGUCAUGAUCAACACACCCAAACUGCUUCAUUAAGAUAACGUUGUUUUGGGACUAUAGUGUCUCUUUGACAUCUGAAUUCCCCUGGCUCCAUAUUUUGAGUAUUGUCCUGGUUUUCUAUAUUGCUGUCAUUGUAUGAACACUAGCUGUCAUCUCAGUUGUUAAGGUAAUGAGAUUGGUGCUGCACCUUUGCUGAAUUUAUUAUUAAUAGGCAAAUUAUUGAGUAUUACAUUUGAUGGGAAACCUAUUGUUCUUGCCUCUGAAUUUGUGUUCUGUUCUUCAUAUUGCUCAUAAUACUCUCCUGGUCUUUUUAUUCUCAUUCCCCAGCUGAUCACUGUGGCAGCUACAGCUCAGGGAGUCACCAGCCAGAACACCAAAGGAAAUUUCUUCUGCAUGUACCUGGCGGGGGCAAUAGCGGUGGUUAUGGCCAUUUAUGUAUCUGGCGGUGUCUCAGGUACCAGACUCUAAUGUGUGUGAAAGUCACUUCCACUAAACACAGUGUGCCAGAUGAUAAAAUGGGGUUUGGAAUGAUGAAACUUUUUGUUUUUGUCCUCUCUAGUGCCUUGGGAGUGACCCAUUUUUAAUAACCCCUUCUCUACUCAGCACUUUUUGAUUAAAAAAAUGAUUUGCUUAGCAUAUACAUGAUGCAAACCGUAGAUAGCUAACCAGAGGCAUAACUAGAAACCACCAGGCCCUGGUGCAAGAAUUACCCUGCCCCCCCUUCAUGUGUCUUAUGCCCACCCAGCCCUUACAUGUGUCUCCUUGUUCCCCCACCCCCUCAGCCUCUUUUUUCUUUCAAUUUAUCCAGGCUUUUGACAAUUAAAAGAACAGUGCACAGCGACCGUUAUAUUGCAAUAUUGUACACAGGUCUGAAAAAUUUGUAUAAAAACAAAAAUUCAAUUUUCUCUAAUACAGAAGAUACAACAAAAAUAGAUAAAUAUUUUCAAUUACUUUGCUUAUAGGUAUUUGUAAGGACCUUGAAGGUAUUGCUAUCAGUGCAGCUCACUAAAAAUGGCAACAGAAUGUAAGACAAAUGUCUGCAUUUGCGCAUAAUGACUACAUAAAGUAAAUACACUGAAAUCAUACAUUUAAAAAUAAAUAACAAUAAAGGUAAUUUAAAACUGCUAUAGCAAUCUUUAUCACUCUUUGGAAUGAUAAUGUAAUUCUAACAUUCACUCCCCUUCCUGUCUGGAAUUAUAUGACCCAUUCAAACAUUCUAUUUGAGAGCAACUUUACAGGCACUGAAUUAAUGACUAGUGACUUCUAGUAAUUUGUUUUUCUACAAGCUGGUAAUCAUAACUAGAUUAUAUAAGGGUGAGUAAGGAUUUAUGAACUAAAAUUCUAAAUAAGUACCUAAGUCCCUGAGGUAUAUAUACUUAUAGGUUGAGAACUCUGCUCAGUUGCAAACUCUUAUUUUUUAUGAAAGUCUUGUCCACACAAUGUUUUACUGAGUUUUGGUGGGCUUAUUUGUGAUUAUUGAUGGCAUGGAACCCCUAAUUCUCAUAAAUACCAAGUUGAACAUGUUAUGUGGGAUCACUAUUAGCUUCUUCUAUAAUAUCCUGUUGACAUGUGAUAACCUUUCGUUAGGAGGGCACUUGAAUCCAGCGUACACACUCAGCCUAUGUGCCCUUGGCCGAUUCCCAUGGACAAAGCUGCCCCUCUACGCUCUAAUCCAACUGGUGGGCUCUUUUACAGGAGCGGCCGCAGUAUUCGCUUUAUAUUACGGUGAGGCCACAUUUAUCCUAUAUCAGAUAUAGCUAAUCUAUAAGCUCUCAUAGUAUGCUUUAUACACACCUGAAUCCAUAAAUAUUCAAUAAUAUAAAUUAGCAAACCAUGCUAUUGUUGUUGUUUCAGACGCCAUCCAAGAUUACACAAAAGGUAACCUAACAGUCUACGGACCCAGGGAGACAGCUUCAAUAUUCUCUUCAUAUCCAGCCCCAUAUCUCAGCCUCAGCAAUGGUUUUCUGGACCAGGUAAUCUAAAAUACCUAUGAACUUCUUCUGAUUCUUCUGAUGAAGUUAAAGUAAAUGAAAAAUUGAACACCAACAUUUUAGAUUAAUAUCAGUAAAAAAUAAAUUAAUAAAAUGGUUAAACCGUUAAUUCAAUAUUUGAGGUUAUAGAUGGAAUGAUGGAUCAUGUUAGUGCAAAAUACAAGUGGCUAAAUUAAUAUCAGAGCAUGAAGUCUCUCUACAUCAUCUAACUAUGCCAUGAACUACAUACAGUUACCCUAAACAUGUAUCAAUAUUUCCAGGUCAUGAAAGUAGGUAUCAGGUUGAUGAUUGUAAGAUUGUGAGUUAGCUAAUUCGAAUCUUGAGAAGAUCACCAGUCCACCAGUUCCUGGAACAUAUAUUUAAACAACUGCUGCUAAUUGUUGCUUGUCUGCUUCUGACUACUGUGAAGAAAACUGUGGACUAAUUGCCUAGAGGACAUACUAUAGACUAAACGUUUUAUGAGUGUGUGAGUGUAUAUACAGUUGUAGAUAUUUUGCUUCUUUUUAUAAAAGCUGGGCAUCUUGAAUGGAUAUAACUGUUGUGAUUUUGACCACAGGUGAUCGGAACAUCAAUGCUAAUGAUAGGAAUUCUAGCAAUCGUGGAUGCACGAAAUAAGCCAGUUCCGAAGGGUCUAGAACCUGUUGUGGUUGGCAUGCUGGUCUUUUCCAUUGGUCUUUCAAUGGGUUCCAACUGUGGGUAUCCAAUCAACCCCACUCGUGACUUAGGUCCACGGCUUUUCACCUAUGUGGCAGGAUGGGGGUCAGAAGUGUUCAGGUAAGUCGAAUUUUGGUUCUGCUGCUGACCAUUGCUCUUGUAGUCUGAAUUGUUAACACAUCUUAAUUCAUAAUGUGCUUGCUUUGUUUGUUCUUUUUUUAUUAUUUGAUCAGAUGACAGAUAAGGUUGCAUGAAUAUUUAAUAUAAUCACAGGCUAGAAAUAAAUCAGUUUGUUAUGACAGAUUUGCUUAGACAAGAUAUCUACAAUCUUCUGCAUCUGCAAGAAAAUAAUUAUAAAAUAAGCCUUUGGUGCGUAGAGAUAACUGAGGAGAAAAGAUAAUUUAGAGCUACAAUCUAACAAACGGCAUGUAAUAUCUGUCUCUCCCGUAGAGCUGGUAACUACUGGUGGUGGAUCCCUGUUGUGGCACCUUGUGUGGGAGCACUUUUGGGUUCUUUCCUAUAUCAGAUUUUUGUGGAGUUCCACCACCCUGAGUCUGAAAAUGAAGAAGAGACUUUAGAGGUGAAUGCCUUACCAGAGAACAAGAAGGAAAAUCCGGUGUACACCAUAAACAUGGACUAUUCACUGUCCCAUCGACUGUGA
Molecule: messenger RNA, 4952 nt
Organism: Pelobates cultripes (western spadefoot toad)
Lineage: Eukaryota; Metazoa; Chordata; Amphibia; Anura; Pelobatidae
Source: the annotation of a GenBank genome assembly